AUGGCCUCAAGCUCCAACGGCGAUGAGGCCCUCAAAGCUUACCACCUGCCCCACCCCCUACCGGCCUGGGUCAACCCGGCCUAUGCCAAGCACAUCGUCAAGGGCAACUUCAUGACACUCAGCGCCCGGCCCAAGACGGUCGAGCAGGGCGAGUGGAUUGCCCACCAGUGCGUAGAGCACUACCGCAACCUGUGGCACUUUGUCCGUGUCAUAUACGAGAAGGAGGAGAACGGCUCCAACAUCUGCAACGCCACCACGUGCCCCAAGAUGACUGCCGGCCCCAACCACUCGUACACAUGGCUAAACAGCCGCUACGAGCCCAUCGAGCUGCCCGCCUUCGAGUACAUGACCCUCAUGCAGCGGUGGAUAUCGGGCAAGAUCGACAACACAAAGGUGUUCCCCACGGACCCGGCGGGCGUGUCGUAUGCGCUGAACCCGGCCCUGGGCUCGUCCCCCUCGCUGUCCAGCAUCAGCGGCGACGGCGAGGACUGGGUGGGCCGCCGCAGCGGGUUCCCCAAGGAGUUCCUGUCCAUCUGCCAGACCAUCUUCCUGCAGAUGUUCCGCGUCUACGCCCACCUGUACCACGCCCACUUCAUCGAGCCCUUCUACCACCUCAACCUGGAGAAGCAGCUUAACAGCUGCUUCUCCCACUUCCUGCUGACCGCCACCAACCUCGACCUCCUGCGGCCCCACGAGCUCGAGCCCGUGCAGCCCCUCAUCGACCUCUGGGCCGCCAACGGCACCUUCCCGCCCGAGUCCAAGGCCUACCAGAUGGCGAACCUGGCCGCGGGUCAGACCCUGCUGGCCAAGGCUGGUGUUCAGCCAUAA
Diaporthe citri is the source of this 828-nucleotide messenger RNA. RefSeq lists its product as uncharacterized. The record is from RefSeq and is a predicted model, not a curated record. The transcript is spliced from 2 exons. The coding region runs from base 1 to 828 and encodes 275 amino acids. Gene Ontology annotation, molecular function: protein kinase activator activity. Gene Ontology annotation, cellular component: nucleus; cytoplasm. Lineage: Eukaryota; Fungi; Ascomycota; Sordariomycetes; Diaporthales; Diaporthaceae. Gene Ontology annotation, biological process: cell division; positive regulation of protein phosphorylation; signal transduction.